AUGAACACUAUGCUAUGUUUCCUCUUUGCUCUAGUCGUUCUACCAAGUUUCUCAUACGCUCAAUUUGGUCUUGGCUACAGCGGCAAUGCUAACCUUGGUGGCUAUGGUGGACGAGGUUACGGUAAUGCAUAUGGAAAUAGUGGAUACGGUGGCAACUACGGAGGUUAUGGUCGCGGAGGUUACGGUGGAUACGGCCAAAGUGGAUAUGGCGGUUACGGACAAAGCGGUUAUGGUGGUUAUGGUGGUCAAGGUUAUGGCGGUGGACGAGGCUACGGUGGAGUUGGUGCAAACAGUAAUCUAGGCGUUGGUACACCGUUUGGUGGUCUAAGUAGUGGACUUGGUUUGGGUCUUGGCCGUUAA
Bursaphelenchus okinawaensis is the source of this 360-nucleotide messenger RNA. The record is from the annotation of a GenBank genome assembly. Lineage: Eukaryota; Metazoa; Nematoda; Chromadorea; Rhabditida; Aphelenchoididae.